Astyanax mexicanus (Mexican tetra) is the source of this 3564-nucleotide messenger RNA. RefSeq names its product nudix (nucleoside diphosphate linked moiety X)-type motif 22 (gene nudt22). The coding region runs from base 299 to 1483 and encodes 394 amino acids. The record is from RefSeq and is a predicted model, not a curated record. Gene Ontology annotation, molecular function: GDP-mannose hydrolase activity. Lineage: Eukaryota; Metazoa; Chordata; Actinopteri; Characiformes; Acestrorhamphidae. The transcript has 6 exons.
AAUAUAGGUGGGGAUACAACUAGAAAACUACAAAGCUGCAGUUCCUUGUUCAGGUGUUUCCUGUCUUUUUUAACUCUGUUUCUCACUGUGCUGUGUUGUGUAAUAUCAGAGCAGUGAGCACCAACAGCUCAUCUAGCUGCAGGUUUAGCCCUGGACCAUGGGUUUCUUUACAGCCGGGGGAUGAUUAUGAAGGUUACGUUAAUUUAGUUAGCUAGUUGUAACUAGCCGGCUAGCAUUUCUGAACUAGCAUAUCUGUAGCAGCUGAGCUGAGCUAGCCCGGUGUGUUCAGUGCGUUUAGAUGGAUGCCGCUCUGUCAGAGGGUGCAGAAGAUCCUGACACGUAUAAGAAACAUCAUAAACACCCCAUGGAUCCAGAGGUCUCUGUGAUGCUGCACUGUGCUCCCUCUCAGGGUCUGGAAGAACAUCAGAUCCGAGCAGAGAUAUCGACCAGGUUCAAUCGCAGAAGUUCUCCAGAGAUUGAGAAGCACAUUGAGGCUGUGUGGAAUGACAGAGUGACCAAAGAGCCAUGGCUUUUCAAUGGGGCCAAGUUCAGACUGCACUCAGCAGAACUGUCCACGUCUAUUCCCAGCACAUCCAUGAACUGUGUUGCAGGUGAUGAAGCCCUACAGGCUUUGAACUCUGAUAUUUUUGACAGUGAAAAUCAGCUUGAAGGCUGUAGGGCGGAGGAAUCCUCUCCAGCACCUGUAAUCACAUCAGAAAAUACAAACUGUGAAAGGAACAGCUGCUGUAAAGUUACCACAGAAGAGCCCCAGAAAGGGACAAGUGCAGCAUCACGCAGAAACGCCUCCAAGCACCAGGCGCUUCUCAGCUUACAGCUGGGGUUAACCUGUUAUAAAGACUUUCUGGGAACCAACUGGUCACAAGAGGCCUUGAACCUGCAAAAACGUGGAGACGUGGAGGUUGGAGACCCUCAGGCCUUCCUGGCUCAGCCUCUUGGUGUUGGGGCUGUUAUGGUCACCUCAGAUGGACAGGUGGUUAUGCUCAGAAGGAGUCAGAAGGUUGCAGAGGCAGCGGGGCUCAUUGACAUACCUGGUGGUCACCCUGAGCCUAAGGCUGUGUGUCAAGGUGUGAGUGAGGAGGCCAUCAGCGUGGACCUGAUGCAGGACAGUGAGAGAGCCGUUAUUUCAGAGAUCUUCUCCUCAGUGUGUGCAGAAAUCAGAGAUGAGGUAAAUGUUCCCCUCAGUUUCCUCAGCGCUCCUGUUCUGAUGGGAAUAGCACUAAACCACACCAGCGCAGGACGACCCAGUGCAGAGUUUUACAUCAGGUGUUCUCUGACGAUGGAGGAGGUGAAGGACUUUUACUGGCGAGGAGGUCCAGAAGCUCAUGAAUCUACUGAUAUAGUGUUUGUGAAUAGGGAGGAGAUGCAGCAGUUGGACGAAAGCGCCUCCCUGUGGUCAGAACUGUGCCCUUCAGCCAAAGGAGCAGUGUUGCUGUACCGAUUAGUGAGGCCUGAUGGAGUUUAAUAUACACACAAAAUGCAAUGCAAAGCAGUGAGAAAAGCAGAGAAACAAGGGUUUAACAAAUACUAAUAAAAUAACAAAAAAAAGAAACAUUGGUACAUUGGCGACAUUUUUUUUAAGGUUUACCAAAAACCUUGAUUGCCAAAAUAAUAAUCUUGAUUGCUGUAGUAACCCUCCGCUUAAAUGGAAAAGAAAUGACAAGAAUAUUUAUAUCAGAAAAAGUAAGCAAAUCUUUGAUCUUUGUUUAUUAUUAUUUUAUUAUAAUUUAUUAUAACUUCUAAAAUAGAAGUUUAUCUGCAAUUUCAACACAAUGGAAUUCUCACUAACCUGUCCAGUGUAAGGCUGGUAGUGAUCCCAGUACUGCUGUGCAUCACUGCUCUGGCCAUAAGGCUAUGCAAAUGAAGAAAGGUGCCUUCCCUUAAAGACCCUUAAGCACAUUGUAUAAAGCUAUUUAUCUAUUUAUUGCAGUAAGAGAUCUUUAUAAAAACACCACAACUAGAGCCGGGCAAUAUAUCAAUAUUUUAUGUAUUGUGGUAAUAUUAAGUUUUGUGUAUGUAAGUAUUGAAAAUAUAUCAAGCAUAUUAUCAAUGCUUAAAUAACAGUACCUUUCAUUACAGAGAGUGUAAAAAAUCCUGUUAAAUUGGAUGCUGUGCAGCAAAAAUGUAAUAAACAUCACUGAACUACACAUGCAAGAGUAUGUGAAUAGCAGUUUUGAGUAAACCACCACAGCUGAUGCAUUUUGUCAGAAUAUUGUAAAAAACUGUGUAUUGUAAAUGUCCUUAAAUUUCGUGAUAAUAAUUUCACUAUAUCGCCCGGGUUAGCACCUGGAGAAGCCGGCUCUAGUUCAGGGCCUGAAGCGUCUGGAUAUCCGGCUCUGUCUGCCCCUGUUUAGCACCUGGAGCGUCCGGCACUGAAGCCGGUCAGACAGCGCCGGAGACCAGGUUGUUUGGAUGUUAGCAUAGGGAGUUAGCUAACUCUCCGCCUCCUCCGGCUCUUGGAGGUAGGCGGUCAGUCACAAACCCUGGAAAUGUCAGCCAAUAGCAUACACUCAGGGAGGUAUUUACAUUCAUGUCUGUGUGAAACCAGACUAAACAAUGAGAGAAAACGCUCCAAGUAAACGAACCCAUCAACUGAUUCGGACUAGAGAAACCAAAUACAGGUGUGACAACGCCCUUAAGUAACAUGGAUCAGCUUUCUAAUUUAACAGUAAAUUAUUUUACUGUAAUAAUAAAUAUUAUAAUGAAACGUGUUAGCAAAUUAUUUUAUUUAGAAGUCCACUUAAAAUCAUUACGUGCAAUACAGUUUCUAGCUUGUCCUUAACUGAUACAUUCAGUAAUAAUAAUAAUAAUAAGAAGAAGAAUAGUUGUUGUCGUUGUUAUUAUUAUUAUUAUUAUUAUUGUUAUAUAAUUAUUAUACAAUGCAAUACAAUACAAUACAAAAUGCAAUAUAAAAUUAUUAGCCUUUCACAGACAAGCUGAUUACAGAUUCAUAAACCUAAUUUCUCACCUCAUGAGCUGUUACUUUGGAACAAUAAAUAUGUUAUGUAUACAUCUCAUGAAUAUGUGGUUUAACAAUAACCUUUUGUUCAUUCAACAGUUACAGUUAAUGAUAUUCAUAGUUUUAACUCUUGUAAGGUGAUGAGUACCUGGGUCAUUCUUGGGAUUAGAUGCCAUUUGGACCUCAAACCUUUUUGAAAAUUAAAUAUUGUUAUUACACAUGUUCAAUUUAUGUUUAUUAAUUUUGGUCAAACUCAGGCAAUUUGUAGCAUUUAUUAAAACAUUUUUAUUUUUAUUGUUUAAGUCUCUGACCUAGGAUGUCCACUCUGUAACAGACAUAUGCAUUGAAUUAUCUAAAAGCCAGCAUGUCCCUUUUUAGCUUUGAAGUUUUUAUGUAUUCUUUAUUUGUACACAGAUAUUUUAUAAAUUGUGUAUCUGAAUUCUCAGCAGUACAUGAUUUCACUUUUUUAUGUUUAGAUAAAAAUGGAUUCUAUAAGUAUUUCGAUUGUUUUUUAGAAUGCAUGCUUUAGAUAUUAAUUAUUUGUAUUAUCUUAUUUAAAUUAUAGAUAGAAAACCUAUAUAUAACAG